AUGACUUUCUCACUUGAACCUCCCUACGCCACCGACGAACCCGAGCAUAAGUGAGUCAUUUUAAUAAUUCGCUCAAAUGUCUCAAUUAAAUUCAUUUUUUUCUAGAGGGAACAGAAGCCGGGUAGCGUCGGAGUAUGACGUCACAGCAGAUAUGACGAAGCCGUACUACAAUCCUCGAGGUUUGGGUCUUUACGUCCUAAAACGGAGUUGUUGCAGGUCUGAACUGGUUCGUGACGGGUCUUUUCGUUGUGGGAGACCUUGCCGGAGGAGGUCUCGUGGCUCUCCCAACUGCCAUGAUCCAAUCUCGUCAGUUUUUCUAUUUCAUAACUUUCCUUUUCCUUGCACUUUUUUGUUUCUUGUGGCUUCACCCAUGUUUACUCAUAAUCUACGGGAAAGUCAAGUUGAGGCCAGUUUAAACCUUCAAAAAAAAUUUUUUUUGGACUCAUUCAUGUUAGUUAAGUCCUCGACACCCUUUCAAAAAAAAUAGAGGCCGCUGUCAAUUUGCAGUGCUUCUUUUGAUUUUUAUCGCUUUCCUGCCUAUCAAACCAUAGCCUGUCGAUAAAGCUACAAUGUCCUUUUGGAAAAAAGGAAACGUAUCAACUUUCACACACAAUUUGAGACUGAUUAUCAGGGGAUUAGUGUAAGAAACGCAUUGAAAGAUUUUUCGUUUAGCGUAUUCUAAGAGUGAAAGCAACGAAGAAAUAAAAUUCACAAACUUGGGAAACGUUUUUUUUUUUCUCGAUGUGCGCAAAGUUUGAAUCGGAAUUUUUUUUAAUGGUUUUAUAAGUUCUCAGAAGUUUCGAAUAUAAAUAUCAUAAAUUUCAAAUAUAAAGCGGAUACUAAACGCUUUGGUUCAUUUAUUAUUUAAAAAAUUUAAUACUUUCGGGGGUUUCGGAAGGGCCGAACUAACACCAUUGUCAAGCUUGAGGAAAAGCUCCUUUCGUAGCUUUUAUUCACUAUAAAAAGGCAAAAACCAGUAGUUUUCGAAGCAAUGAUCCUUGUUUUUGCACAAACAGUGAGAUUUUCGAAGAAAUUAUUAAUUUGAAGAGAAAUACUUACACAAGCUCAAUGGGAAAAUGAAUCCGAAGCAAUUUGUCGGUUCCGUGAAAAAGAAAGAGACAACGAAAAAUACAGAGUUCUACGCGGGUCUGGUGGUUUGCGUGGUGAUGAUCUGCGUGGUGACCUACACGGCCUACGUACUCGGACUCAGUUGGAACAUACUGCUCAACACCUGGCCCCAGUACCGUCACCACUGUCGCAAGCCUUAUCCGGAGAUCGGAGGUCGUGCUUUGGGUCCGAUAUGCCAGUGAGUACAGCCUACAGUUCAGAAGAAAAAACACUUUUUUUUCUUUCGUUCCCAAAAAUCAGAUUCAGUGAAAAGUGUGGAGAUCCACAAUGCUUUUUGAUAGGAGUUUACUUUUUUGUUCCUUUAUUUCUAGCAAACGUAUUUCUUCAAAAAAUGGUGUAUAUUUUUAUACUAAAAAAAAGAAGUGUAACAAUACAGUGGUCAAAAUUUUACAUUAAUUGUCUAGAUCUCAUUUUCAAAAUUCAGGGAAAAAAACCUUCAGAAAGUUUGCUUUCAGGACAUUGGUGUCGAUCUGCAUUGACGUGACUCAAUUUAUGAUCGCUGUUGUGUAUCUUCUGCUGUCGUCGAAAAACAUUCAGAACUUCAUCAAGGCGUUCUUCGGCGGGAACAUCAGCUUCUGUAUCGUGAUCCUGGUCGUCGCUGUCUGCCUUCUUCCACUCACUUUCCUCAAAUCGCCGCAAGAUUUCUGGUUGGUUUAGACUCCCCAAAAAUUUCAACGGUUUUCAUCAUCUCGUUAAGCCGGCUCAAGAUAAACAUUUGUCUCGCGGGCAAGAAUUACAGCGAUAACCUUAUAAGCACAUGAGGUUGAUUCCGAAAUUAGUCUUAGUCGAUGGUUUCGGUUAUCAAGGAAUGCAAAGAGGAUUCAUUCAGUAACGUGAGGGAAAGUGAAUUGAUGUCGGUUUGAAUAUUCAAACGUUCAAUUUUGUUAAACCAAUUAAAUUGCUUUAACAAAUGAAAUUAUCUAAGCGCGCAUGAGAUUUCAAAUGAUUGCUCUGUUGAAACGUAGUUUACUUUUCUAUGAGAACAAGAUGAAAAUAAUGAGAAAAAAAGCACUUUUUAACAUUCACAAGAAACCUUGAUUACUAUUUGUUGACUUUUGAUUCCUCUAGCUAGAUUCCUUCCGCAAGCCAUUUCUUCAAAACGAUCCAAAAAAUAUGUUUUCACACUGUUCGAUAGAGGAGACUGUCAAUUUUCAUAAUCCGUUUAGUUUUUGAAAAAAGGUUCACUAAGAAAAAAGUUAUGGCCAAAAAACUAGCGCGCGCAACUGGAGGCAAAAUCUCACGGUUUACCCGCUGCCUCACGCUUUCUUUUUAAAUUUUUUUGCGCGUUUCUGAACCGUUUUCGAAUCGGUUUUCUGUUCUGAAAGGUUGUCAGAACUGAGCUUCAUGUUUUGGUAUGAAUCUUUUGUACAAUCCUCAUAAGAAUUUCUGAUAAAAUAUCAAAAAAACUACUUAGAAAAAAAGGUCAGAAGGAAUGUUCAGCUCAUUUUUUUCUUUUUUUUCUAAUCAGAAAAAAAUUAUUAUCCUUUGGUUUGGAAAUAGGAAAAAAAUGAAAAAAAUAAUGUUAUAUCGAAAUAAAAACAGGAAAAAGUGCAAUUUGAAUACGAAAAACGGCUCCUGCAACAUUUAAAAUGGCGCAUCGGUGUGUUUGACGCAAACACAGCCGCGGACACUUGCACGAAUUCUUCCAAAAUUUCAAAAAAAUUGCCAUUUUUUUCGAGGUUUUUCAAAAGCCGUUAUUUUUUUCGCGUCGUUAGAUUUUUUUCAUAAUUUUUUUCAUUGAUAAAGUUUUUGAACGCUUAAUAACAUAAGCAAAACGUAUAGACGCGAUCCUAUUCUCUCAUGCGUCAACGAGGCAGACGAAAAAAGGAGGUUUUGGUAAAAUUCACACAUAAUUUGAUUCGCUGUCCCAAUAAUUAUUUUUCAUUCUGAAUUUUUUUAUUUUUUUGAACACAUUGUGAGUUAUUAAAUCAAAUAAAAAGUAUACCAUGUCGCUGAAAUUUCUUCGCAUUUCAGCUUCAAAGUUUGAUACAAGCUUCGAUCGCGUCGUUAGAUUUUUUUCAAAAUUUUUUUACUCGAAAAAAAUAAAGAAAGUGUUAAUAUAUAACAUACUCAAAAAUUUAGAAGCGUUCCUAACUUGGUUUUCUGAAACGCGACUGAAACUUGUCAGUUUUUUUCGUGUUAAAUCUUACUUUUUCGCUUAUUUUUGAAAAAUACGUAGUUUUAAAAAUAUCCAGUCUUGUAGAGCGUUGUCGAUUACAUAGGUUUUCAGGAACAGUUGAUUUUUAAAGUGGGACUUUAGCUAGUAUAAACGCCUCAAAACCGUUUUUGCAACAAAAAAAACGUCAUUUUGGUGGCGUGAAGGGGCGGGGCUUUGCGCCCCCUACCUCUAGCGUGAUUUUUCAAGAGAUUCAUUAAAAGUUUGCAAAACAAUACUCCAAGAGACAUUAAAAGUUCAUCUCAAAAUCUCUGAAAAAAAAAAAAAAAUAAUGGAAAAUAUAAGUCGUUAACAAAAGAGGAAAGAUGACAUUUUGAGGUGGGCCGUGGUUAUCGCCAUGAUCACUACGUCCUGCGCAGUCAUCCUCAUCAUUGUCGGCUCGUCGAUCGAUCUCGAGGCUUGCCAUCCUCUCAAGUAAUCAUUUUAUCCUUCUUUGCCAAAAAGAAAAUUAAACUGAUCCUCUUCUGAGCGUGUGUUCUGUAGACAAAUGCCAUCGUUCAAUAUCAAAAACUACUUUCUCGCUUUGGGAACGUUUCUUUUCGCCGUCGGAGGUCAUUCGGCUUUCCCCACCAUUCAGCACGACAUGAGAAACCCAGCUCAGUUCACUUGGAGCGUCGCUCUAGCCUUCUCCGGCACGUCUUCUUUUUCAUUUCCAUCAAAACGAAAAACCUUCCAGUUAUGGCUAUGAUGUACAUCCCGGUCUGCAUCAUGGGCUGGUACGUCUACGGGGACUCGCUACGCGACUCCAUCAUUCCUUCCAUCCAGGUCUCGUCGAACUCUCUUGAAGCAAAUUGAGCAAAGUUUCAGACGGUUUGGAUUCAACAAGCAAUCAACAUUCUCAUCACCGUCCAUUGCAUUCUUACACUCACAAUCGUCUUCAACCCUCUCAAUCAGGAAAUCGAAGACCUUCUUCAAGUUCCUCACAGUCCGUGAGAAUUUCGAACCGAAAAAAAAGCAAUUUAUGUUUCAGAGUUCGGAAUUCAGCGUGUUGCGGUUCGAACAGGAAUCAUGUUUGCGGUCGUCGUAGUCGCUGAAUCCGUUCCCGUUUUCGGACCUUUGCUAGACCUUGUCGGUAAGGAUCUAAGCGUUCUCAAUGAAUCUCGUUUUUGUCACUACAUAUAUAUAUAAACAAAAGUUCAAAAAAUGUCUAAGGCUUGAUAUUUAUAUUAAUCUCGAAUUCGCAAAUUUAGAGUUUUGAUGAGCAGAUGAAUCAUUUCCAGGUGGGUCUACCUUGACGUUGACUUCUGUUAUUUUGCCGUGUCUUUUCUACCUGUUUCUACAAGCCUACAAAAACAAGGAAGAAGUAACAGGAAAGCCUGGAGACGGUCCCGUUUCUUUUAAUGAGUUUGUUUGAAAAGUUUUUUAAGUGUUAUUGCCACUUUUUCAGUGUGUUCAAUUACAACGAUCAAAAGACGAUCGUUGUUUGUUGUAUCAUCAUGGGUCAGUUCAAAACAAUUAUUAACGUAGGCCGAGAAAUCGAGAACGAUUUCAAAUGUUUCCAAAAAUCAUAGGAGCGCCGUCGAAAACAUAGGGAUGGGCAAACCUAACGUUUUUAGUCGGAGGCUCUAUGCAAAGAAAUGGUAUGCGCAUUUACCGUGUAAAGGUAAGUUGCGCACUACUGGACAAUCAUUCAGAAGUUUUUUCUUAUUAGUGCUGAAAAACAUUAAUUCAGAGAAAUUUCUUUAUGCUUUCCAUUUUUUAGCAUAAUCAAAAGCUGGUGAAAUUUCACAGGUUUGUCGCAUUCUUUUUUAUCUCAUGCUUUUGUUCCGAAAUAAAGACCAGCUAUAACAAAAAGAGCCUGUGGCCGCUUCUUUCAAACAGAAAUUUGCAGUGAUCGGGGUGAUAGGCGGCGGAGCUGCGACCUACUCGGCGAUCGUCGAACUGACGACAACCGACUUCGCGCUGCCUUGUUACGUUUCCGUCUUCAUGCAUGUGAGCGCAACUUUGAAGGAAUCCCCAUCUGCAACCAAAUGUUGCAGAACAACAACAGCGAUCCUGGAAACGAUCAGACCAACUGCUGCGGUGCAGCACAGGACUUCACACACAUAUCGGGGCAACAAUGUUCUCCACCAAACUUACAUUUUUACGAUUAA
Molecule: messenger RNA, 5397 nt
Organism: Caenorhabditis auriculariae
Lineage: Eukaryota; Metazoa; Nematoda; Chromadorea; Rhabditida; Rhabditidae
Source: the annotation of a GenBank genome assembly